CAGAAGUCCACUUGACAAUGAUUCAACGACAAAUGGCGCGCCGCGCCGCCGCCGCGGCUCGCAUUCCUCGCUCGUUCAUUUCCAUUCACCAUCCCAUGACCACCACCAUGCAGGUCUCUGUCUCGUCGACGUGGGCCACUAGCCCGGUGAAGCCACCGCAUCAGUAUCGUGCGUACCACUCGGAUAAUGCGUCAUCCCACCGCCGCCCGUUCCACAGUUCGUCGCGGCUGGACGCGUCGAAGCGCGACUAUUACCAGGUGCUGGGUGUGAAGAAUGACGCGUCAAAGAACGACAUCAAGAAGAAGUACUACGAGAUGGCGAAGAAGUUUCACCCCGACACGAACAAGGAGGACCCGGACGCGGCCAAGAAGUUUGCCGAGGCCACGGAAGCGUGGGAGAUCCUCGGGGACGAAGAGAAGCGUCAAAAGUACGACACGUUCGGACAUGCCGGCGUCGAUCCCAACGGCAUGGGCGGCGGUGGCGGCGAUGGUGACUUUCAUGGCUUUGAAGACAUCUUUUCGUCCAUGUUUGGUCACCAGGGCGGCCGUGGGCGCGGUGGCAACAACCGUCCCCGCCCCGAGCGCGGCGCCGACGUCCAGGUUAACGUGAACAUCUCGUUCAUGGAGGCUGUGAACGGCACCACGCGCGACCUGAACGUGUACACGGACGUCACGUGCGAUCCGUGCGGCGGCAGCGGCGCCAAGCCCGGGACCACCCCGAAGAAAUGCAAAUUUUGCAACGGCAGCGGUGUGGAAAUCCUACAGCAAGGCUUCUUUGCGGUCGAACAGCCUUGUCGUCGAUGCCGAGGCGAAGGGUUCACAAUUGACAAUCCAUGUGGCACGUGUCGGGGCCGCGGCAAAGUGAAAAAGUCGCGGACGGUCGAAGUCAAAAUCCCCGAAGGCGUCGACAACGGCAUGAACCUACGCCUGGCCAACCAAGGCGAAGCCGGCAGCAAGGGUGGACCAGCUGGCCAUUUGUACGUGGCCGUGUCGGUAGCGCCGGAUCCGUUCUUCAAGCGCGACAAGUCAGACGUGCGCUGCGAAGUGCCGAUUUCGAUCGCGCAGGCGGUCCUCGGGGGCUCGGUUGUGGUGCCGACGCUGACGGGCCAAGUGGAGAUGACGGUGCGAUGACGACGACAUUCGUGACAUCGCGACUCAUGACGAGAUAUGUGGUGGUGACGAGAUAGAUUCCCAAAGGGACGCAACCAGGCACGACACUGAAAAUGCGCGGCAAGGGCAUCAAGGAACUCAACUCGUCGCGACGUGGGUCCCAGCUCGUGACGCUCAACGUGCACGUGCCAGACACGCUGUCGGAUCGGCAGAAGGAACUCAUGGAGGAAUUCGCGACGGAAGAGCAGCGGCUCGGGGAGACGGGCCAGUCGUCGUGCAAGAGCCACACGUUCGCCGACACGGUGCGCUCGACCGUGGACCGCAUCAAGCAGUUCAUCAAGCCUUCCACCGACCAGUAGUAGAUGACGACGAUACAGAUCAAUGCUACAGUACCCCAACAUGUAGAUGUAUAUGUGUCCA
This is a messenger RNA of Aphanomyces astaci, 1529 nucleotides long. Its product is annotated as chaperone DnaJ, variant. The transcript has 3 exons. Gene Ontology annotation, biological process: response to heat; protein refolding. Gene Ontology annotation, cellular component: cytoplasm. The record is from RefSeq and is a predicted model, not a curated record. Lineage: Eukaryota; Oomycota; Saprolegniomycetes; Saprolegniales; Verrucalvaceae. Bases 18 to 1130 code for a protein of 370 amino acids. Gene Ontology annotation, molecular function: ATP binding; heat shock protein binding.